This is a messenger RNA of Silurus meridionalis, 4389 nucleotides long. RefSeq names its product drosha ribonuclease III (gene drosha). Lineage: Eukaryota; Metazoa; Chordata; Actinopteri; Siluriformes; Siluridae. Gene Ontology annotation, molecular function: ribonuclease III activity; double-stranded RNA binding. Gene Ontology annotation, biological process: rRNA processing; pre-miRNA processing; regulation of gene expression. Gene Ontology annotation, cellular component: nucleus. The record is from RefSeq and is a predicted model, not a curated record.
CGGCGGUCCUUCACUUCCAGAGUCUCGACUUACACAGGCUAAACCUCAGAAGCUUGGAUGAUUACAGGAGGAUUUGUAGUGAACCGGAUCCUCGAGAGGCGUUCACAUUUAUCUCUGUAUUCAUCUAAGAAAUUAAUGUAUAUGCAAAUAUAAAACUGAUAGGAUACACUCUCCGCUCGUGCGACUUCCGGUUCUACAUCUAAGAGACUUUAAGUGCUGCUAGCAUAUUGAGUUCGAUAAGUGGCUCGCGCGCGCAGAAAAUGUCCUUUCAUCCUGGACGGGGAUGUCCACGAGGGCGCCCUCCCCCUCAAAAUUACCCCCCUGUCCCCCUGCGUUUUCCCCCUCCUCCGUCCCUUGCACCCUCUGUGCCCCCUCCUUAUCCCUACGACCAGUCGACGCCCCACUGUUCCACGUACAGCCCUCAAUGCCUCAACUCCUACCUACCCAACAUGCCACCUCGUCCCGAUUUCCCUCCUUACCCCGUCCCAGCACCCUCCCAGGGUCCACAGUGCCCCAUGCGCCCUCCUUUCCCCCCUCCGCCGCUGCACCAGGGCUUUCCAGAACCCCCUAACUUCCCCCCACCCCCUUUGCCCGUCCCUGCCGGUGGCCCUGCCUCUUCUCAGGGCUCGUAUCCAUAUGUUCCCCCUCCUCCACCUCCUCCACCCUCAAUGCCUCCUUCUGUACCCUUUCAGCCUCCUUACUCAAUGAAUUAUCCCCCUCAAUCCCACCUACCGCCUCUACCCCCUAAUUUCUAUCCCCCCUCUGAAUCUGGAGCUUUCAAGCCCAUGGAGUAUCUCCAUAAUUUCAAGACCGACAAGUCGCCCGAGCGGUCACGGCGGCACAAAAGCUACAGCUACAGUGGGUACAGCGGGCACGGGGAGCGCCGGGAGCGAGAAAGGAGUCCAGACAGGAGGCGGCAGGACGGAGGACGGUACCGCUUAGAGAACGAAAAAGGCCGGACCCCUCCGAGACACCGGAGCCGAGAGCGCAGCAGGGAGCGUUUUCGUCACCGGGAGAGCAGAAGCUCACCUCCCUCGGACCGGCACCGCAAACGAGCGCGCUCCCGCUCAGGAAGCAGAGAGAGAAAACGCGGCCGGAUGGAGGAAGACCGGGAAAGAGAGAGGGAAAAGGACAGGGACCGGGAACGAGAGCGGGAGCGGGAAAGAGAGAGAGACAGGAGGGUGGAUGCAGCCGGAGGAAGCCGAGAAAGAAGCCACAGAGAAACUGAGGACGAGGAGGAGGAAGAGUUACUGAAGCCGGCUUGGAUCCGAUGCACUCAUGCUGAGAACUACUUCUCCAAUGACCCCAUGGACCAAGUGGGCGACUCGACCGUAGUGGGAACCAGUAAACUGAGGAACCUGUACGAGCGCUUUGAGGAGGAGCUGGGGCGGCGCCAGGAACGCGCCAAAUCCGCUCGGCCAAUGUGGGAACCCCCCAAAACCAAGCUGGACCUGGACCAUGACGAGAGCUCGAGUGAUUCAGAGUGUGACUCGGAUGGGGACAGCAGUUGCUCCAGCAGCUCCGACUCCGAGGUGUUCGACGUGAUCGCAGAGAUCAAGCGUAAGAAAGCACACCCCGACCGACUGCACGACGAGCUGUGGUACAAUGAUCCUGGACAGAUGAAUGAUGGUCCGUUGUGUAAGUGCAGCGCUAAAGCCAGACGCACGGGAAUCCGGCACAGUAUCUACCCCGGGGAAGGGACGGUUAAAACGUGUCGUCCGAUGAGCAACAACGCCGGCAAACUCUUCCAUUACAGAAUCACCGUGUCUCCGCCCACAAACUUUCUGACUGACCGGCCGACGGUGAUUGAGUACGACGAUCACGAGUACCUGUUCGAGGGAUUUUCGCUCUUCUCACACACUCCUCUGACAAACAUCCCGCUGUGCAGAGUGAUUCGCUUCAACAUCGAUUACACCAUCCACUUCAUAGAAGAGAUGGCUCCUGAGAACUACUGUGUUAAAGGGCUGGAGCUUUUCUCUUCAUACCUCUUCCACGACAUACUGGAGCUGUACGACUGGAACCUCACAGGUCCAGAUGAAACCGAGUCUCCUGCCUGCCCCAGGUUUCACUUCAUGCCUCGCUUUGUGAGAUUCUUACCAGAUGGAGGUAAAGAGGUGUUGUCUAUGCACCAGGUCCUGCUGUAUCUCUUGAACAGUAAUAAGGCGCUUGUUCCGGAGGAGGAAAUCGCCAACAUGCUACAGUGGGAGGAGCUCGAGUGGCAGAAAUACGCUGAGGAGUGUAAAGGCAUGAUCGUCACUCAUCCUGGCAUGAAACCCAGCUCGGUGAGAAUAGACCAGUUGGACCGGGAGCAGUUUAACCCCAACGUCAUCACCUUCCCAAUCAUCGUCCAUUUUGGAAUCCGUCCUGCUCAGCUCAGCUACGCCGGAGACCCUCAAUACCAGAAGCUGUGGAAAAGCUACGUGAAGCUGCGCCACCUGCUGGCUAACAGCCCCAAAGUCAAGCAGAUCGACAAGCAGAAGCUCACGCAGAGAGAGGAAGCUCUGCAGAAGAUCAGGCAGAAGAACACGAUGAGGAGGGAAGUGACCGUGGAACUCAGCAGCCAAGGAUUCUGGAAAACCGGCAUACGAUCCGACGUGUGUCAGCAUGCGAUGAUGCUCCCGGUUCUGACCCACCACAUACGCUACCACCGGUGUCUGAUGCACCUGGAUAAACUGAUCGGUUACACGUUUAAGGAGCGAUGCCUCCUGCAGCUGGCCAUGACGCACCCGAGUCAUCACCUGAACUUCGGGAUGAACCCUGAUCACGCUCGUAACUCUCUGUCCAACUGCGGCAUCAGGCAGCCCAAAUACGGAGACCGCAAAGUGCAUCACAUGUACAUGAGGAAGAAAGGAAUUAACACACUGAUCAACAUCAUGUCCAGACUGGGUCAGGAUGAUCCCACACCCUCCAGGAUUAAUCAUAAUGAGCGUCUGGAGUUUCUCGGUGAUGCUGUCGUCGAAUUUCUAACCAGCGUUCACCUGUACUACCUGUUCCCCAGUCUGGAGGAAGGAGGCUUAGCGACGUAUCGCACCGCCAUCGUUCAGAAUCAGCACCUCGCCAUGCUGGCUAAGAAACUGGAGCUGGAUCGUUUCAUGUUGUAUGCUCACGGCCCUGAUCUGUGCAGAGAGUCAGACCUCAGACACGCCAUGGCCAACUGCUUUGAGGCUCUAAUAGGUGCUGUGUAUCUAGAAGGUGGAUUAGAAGAGGCGAAGCAUCUGUUUGGAAGGCUGCUGUUCAACAAUGAGGACCUGAGGGAGGUCUGGCUCAACUACCCACCUCAUCCGCUGCAGGUGCAGGAGACUGUGACAGACAGGCAGCUUAUCGAGUCGUCUCCCGUUCUUCAGAAGCUGACAGACUUCGAGACGGCCAUCGGAGUUUUCUUCACACACGUCCGACUGCUCGCUCGAGCUUUCACACUGCGCACCGUCGGCUUCAACCACCUCACCCUGGGUCAUAACCAGCGGAUGGAGUUGGGAGAUUCCAUCAUGCAGCUCGUAGCCACUGAAUAUCUGUUUAUCCAUUUCCCCGACCAUCACGAAGGCCAUCUGACGCUACUGCGCAGCUCGCUGGUGAACAACAGAACGCAGGCGAAGGUGGCAGAGGAACUGGGGAUGCAGGAGUUCGCGAUAACGAACGACAAAACCAAACGACCUGUCGCUCUGCGCACAAAAACACUGGCCGACCUGCUGGAGUCUUUCAUCGCUGCACUUUACAUCGACAAAGACCUCGAAUACGUUCACACGUUCAUGAACGUCUGCUUCUUCCCCAGACUGAAGGAGUUUAUCCUGAAUCAAGACUGGAAUGAUCCAAAGUCUCAGCUCCAGCAGUGCUGCCUCACCCUGCGCACUGAGGGCAAGGAGCCGGACAUCCCGCUCUACAAGACGCUCCAGACCGUCGGGCCGUCUCACGCUCGCACCUACACGGUCGCUGUGUACUUCAAAGGCGAGAGGAUCGGCUGUGGAAAAGGACCGAGUAUACAACAGGCUGAAAUGGGAGCUGCCAUGGAUGCUCUGGAGAAAUAUAACUUCCCUCAGAUGGCUCAUCAGAAGCGCUUCAUCGAGCGCAAGUACCGGCAGGAGCUGAAGGAGAUGAGGAGGGAGAGAGAACGGCAGGAGCGAGAGAGCGACGAUGCCGAGGAUGCUCACAAAUAAGGACACACACACACACACACACACACACACACACACAAACACACACACACACUGUAUAAUAAUCACCACAAAGGGAACAUGGAUAAAUGGACUUGUUUGACGUGGAGCCUCUUGUCUUUAUGGGUCAUACCAUUAUUUAAAAAAAAAUAAAUAAUGCACCCCAAUGACUUUGAAGGUCAUUUUAUACGUUUUUAUUUGUUUUACACGUUCUGUAAUGUAAUAAAGUUUUUCCUCCUUG